CUCUUGUUUUCUGAAGAAUGGAUUGUAUGCCAAAAGAUCAAGCUAUUCAAUGGAUUCAUUCAUUGUUUGGAUCUUGCGUCUACGGAUACGCUGAACUCUCUAGUCAACUAUUUGGUUAUACAUCCUUAUUUUGCUGGCUGUGUGCUCAAUUACCUCAAAUGGUUGAAAACUAUCAAUUGCAGUCCGCUGAUGGACUUAGUUUAUAUUUACUGUACUUUUGGUUAGCAGGCGAUGUAGCAAAUACUGUCAGCUGCAUUUUAAACCGUCAGUUACCCUUUCAGAUUUAUUUGGCGUUUUACUUUUGUAUGACAGAUCUUGUGCUACUCUUUCAAUACUUUUAUUAUCGUAAAAGUUCUUUCAUUGAGUCAAAAGCUCAAGAAUUAUUUGCUACUGAGUCUCGAGAAAUAGUUGAAACGACCCCUAUUUUAUCAACUUCACCCACUUACGGAUCCGUAAAGAACUCUAAAAGGCAACUGUUAGCCUUAUUCUUGGUGUUUGGCUUUAAGAGUCAAUCUAGCUUGGUUGUCGAUUCAGUUGUCUUGGGUCGUUUGUUAGCAUGGGCGUGCACUACAUUCUAUUUAUCUUCUCGUAUACCACAAAUCAUAAAAAACCAUAAGCGUCAUUCCGUGGAAGGCUUGUCACUCGCACUGUUCAGCUUCGCCGUUGUUGGCAAUAUCACCUAUGCUCUUAGCAUUAUCCUUCAUCCAGGUCACACAAGAGAAACAUUCAUCAAUGCCCUUCCUUUCAUCAUUAGUGCAGCUGGCACCUUGCUCUUCGAUAUGAUUAUCUACAUUCAAUUCUUAUGGUACAAUAGUCAAAAGGAUAAAGUUAACUCAUUGAUACCAUAAUAUCUUGCUUCUUUUUAUAAUAAUGUAUAGAUUGUAAAUAGUUUCUUUAAAUAAACUACAUACAG
Messenger RNA from Rhizopus microsporus ATCC 52813, 913 nucleotides. RefSeq lists its product as uncharacterized. Lineage: Eukaryota; Fungi; Mucoromycota; Mucoromycetes; Mucorales; Rhizopodaceae. Bases 18 to 848 code for a protein of 276 amino acids. The record is from RefSeq and is a predicted model, not a curated record. The transcript has 4 exons.